GCUACUACAAAGACAACAACAAAAAACCCUGAAGAGUUUUUUAAGAAAACAUCUGUGUAGGACAUAAAAAAUCAGGAAUUAAUGUCCGUGCCCUGCGGCCUUUGCCUUACUCCGAAGAGAAGAGGAAACAGGCUUGGCUUGCGGAUUUGAACUUUAAAAAAUCCUACGGAGAGAGUUUACGUGUUUUGGUUUCAUUUCGUCGAUAAAAAGCCCACAUCCGGAUCCCGAGCUCUACCUGGGUCACCAUCAAGGCAGACGGAAACAACUUCAGGAAACUAACGGACUUGGUGAGAAGAUGUCAGAAGACGCAGUGCGUCAGACACGUAGUCAAAAGCGGGCGCUGGAGCGGGAUGCCCCUGCUUCGGAGGCCGACUUGAAGAGGGUCAAGCUGGAGAGAGGAGAGCUGGGAGCUGUAGAUGGACUAAAGACCAGAAGCGAACAGGCCAACAAGGUGGCUAACAUCCUGCGGGCCGGGGAGGUGAAGGCCACCAUCAAGGUGGAGGUGCAGACCAGCGACGAGCCUGUGGACAUGAGCACAUCUAAGAGUGACAUAAAGAAAGAGCGACCUCCGACCCCAGAUGAUGUCAUUGUUCUGUCGGACAAUGAGCCCUCCAGUCCUUGUGUGAAUGGGGUCAGCUACAGUUUUAAGAAGACGGACACUGACAUGCUUAUGAAAAGCAGCCCGGCUGAACGUGAGCACAUCAUCAAACAGCUGCAGGAAGAACUGCGUCUACAGGAGGCCAAACUCGUCCUGCUGAAAAAACUCCGACAGAGUCAGACCCAAAAAGAUGUUGUGCAAAAGUCAACCAAUUCUGUGGCUGCUCCGCCACCUCUCAUCAGGGGCAGCCUCUCGUCCAAUAAAGGACCCCUCCAGGUCUCCAACCGAAACUCUGGGACAGUCAUUCCUCCUCCUCUGGUUCGAGGUGGAGCGCAGGUCUCCAAGCUCGGCUCCCAUAAUACCGUAGUCAUGCCACCCUUAGUCAGAGGCUCCCAGCCCAUCGCUGUGACCCCGCAGCAGAUUGCGACCCUACGGCAGCAGCAGCAACACUCGGGGACGGGUCCCCCUCCUCUGCUGCUGGGUGCACGCUCCUCCGUACCCAGCGUACAGGUGCAGGGCCAGAGGAUCAUUCAACAGGGCCUGAUCCGUGUGGCCAAUGCAAACGUCCUGGUCUCACAGGCCUCUUCCACCGGUUUGAAGAGCUCUCAGUCUGGUCUGGGCAGCAGCACCAAUGAGUCUCCUGCCAGCCGUCAGGCCGCCGCCAAGCUUGCGUUAAGAAAACAGCUGGAAAAAACCCUUCUUGAGAUACCACCACCUAAACCCCCAGCACCGGAGCUCAAUUUCCUGCCCUCGGCAGCUAAUAAUGAGUUCAUCUACCUGGUGGGGCUGGAAAUGGUGGUCCAGAACCUGCUAGAUACAUUGGCUAAAAGUAAGCAGCCGCAGACAGAGUCUGCAUCCACCCCGGCACCCAAGGAGCCUUUCACUUGCGUCCAGUGCCAGACAGACUUCACUUCUCGCUGGAGGCAGGAGAAGAGCAGUGGCUCCAUCCUCUGUGAGCAGUGCAUGAGCUCCAAACAGAAGAAGGCCCUGAAGGCUGAGCACACCAGCCGUCUGAAGGCUGCCUUCGUCAAAGCCCUGCAGCAGGAGCAAGAGAUCGAGCAGCGCAUCCUGCAGCAGGCCGCCUCGCCCGUCUCCAAGACCACCACCACCUCAUCAUCAUCUUCCUCCUCAUCCUCGCCGGUGAUUAAAUCCGAUCACGUGCUGGUGUCACCGCAGUAUAAGCAGGUGAGCACGUCGCUGUCUCAGCAGACCAACAGGGGCUCGUCGGUCGGUCGAUACCACACCACCACCACCAUCAAGCAGACUCCAGGCCAGCUGUCCCGUAGCGUACAGCAGGCAGUGAGUGGGGGCGCACGCGGAGUGAGCCACAGCUUCUCCAAUUCCACCCAGCUCCAGAAUGCCGUCAAGGCUGCCGCGCUGGUCAGCAGGCCAGGUAAGCAUGUCGUGAGGGCAGGGGAAAAGGGCACCAGCAGCAGAAACCCCACCACCAAUACCUGGAGGAAACAGACAAGCGGCACCGCAGGUGUCACCAUGGCUUACGUCAACCCCAGUCUGUCUGUGCACAGGACAACAUCUCCGGUCGACCGUCAGCGAGAGUACCUCUUGGACAUGAUCCCUUCCCGCUCCAUUUCCCAAACGGCAAACACAUGGAAAUAAUGCCCUGAUUAAUUCACCCUCAAAUUUCUCAGAAUUAUAAUCCUUUCUUUUUGGACAUUCGGUCGGUUAUCAGUAUCAGACAACCAGCCGUUAAGCAAUAAUAAAAAUUUUACAAAUUAUUAUAUUUUCUCUCUAUUUCUCCUUUGUUCUGAGACCCUUAGUUGUACAGUCCAAGGUAAGACCCCAUAGGCCAAUGAGCGUCCUAGAGGAGAACAGUACUGGGAUUAGUGAUCAAGGACCUUUUCUACAGGCCUUUGUAUCUGUCUACUGAAUCCCUCCAUUACCCAAUGGGCUUUAGUGGUCUAAUACACAUCACCCACAACUCCCAAUUCACAGCCCUCCAGGUGGAGUAAUUGCACCAUUAUGUGAAACUAAAGCCUCCGCUUAACACUUCUAGAGGCUCAUGGACACUUUUUCCCACAAGAAGUGGAGGACUCAGGACCAUAGAGUUCCUGCUUGAUGCCACGGAUUGUUUUACGAACUUUUUGUGGACCAUCUACACACCUUUAGCUACGUUUUUCCAACCCACAGCAUCUCCGAUAUGGGAGUGUAUGUUUGUGUAUUUGAUGUCAAUACAUUGCUUGUUUUGUUUUUUUAGCUUCACUGUGGACUCAUUCCACCCUUUUCAGAAUGGCCUUUUUUAAAGGCUAGAAGUUUAAAAAACUGUUAUACUGUUGAGGUGGUUAUACAUCUGCUGGUGUAGUGUGUGUUUUUGAAUACUCUGGGUUGUUUCUUUUUUUUCUUCGUAAGCUUAUAAAGACAUUUAUCCAAUAAUUGUGCAUCAGGGAUGGUUACAGAGAUGGAUGUAACUUACAAAAAGCAGCAGCCGCAACAGGACUACUACUAGACCCCUUCAUGUUUGAGCGAUUUGUUUGAGAUGAGCCUGACAGUAGCUUUUUUUUUUUUUUUUUUGCAGAAACGUUUUGUUACGCUUUUAGUUACCGUUGUGAUGUGCUCCCCCAUAGGCUUUCUUAUAACAGCGUCUAGGUAAUAUUUGGAUGUUGUGUUAUUUAUAAAUGUGACUGUAAAUGAAGGGAUAUCCCAUUAGCUCCUUCCCAAAUAGUUUCAAAGCCUUGUGAAAUUAAGAUCGGACCGUAUUUAGUAUGUUUCAAAUGCAAAUUUUUUUUGUCUAAUGCGCAGGUCAUUCAUGUCCUGUCUACCAUUUUAGAUCCUGUUGGAAGUCGUGCCGCUUAAGUCACGGCUUAAUCUUUCCUUAAAGGAAAUGUUUGGGUUGAAAGCAUUACUGCUUAUUGAAUGUAGCACACAAUCUUAGCUAAAUUGAGUCCUACCUGUUAGGUGGUGGUCUUGUUAUUUUUACCAUCUCUUAUUUUCCUUUCAUCUGAUAUGAUUUGCUAGCAGCACGCUUGGUAUUUUAGCUAAACAGUUAUGUAUGUUAUAUAGGACAGCUCGGGUCCUUUGUCAUCGCAUUCCAUCAACACGUCGAGUCAGUUCUGCUUCCGUCGAUUUGUUUUCCCGUUUCUCGAGACGAUCCAUUCUGUGAUCUUGUGGAAUGUUUUGGACACAGAGGCCCCUGUUUCUGACUGGUCUUUUGACUACUGCCGGCUGCUGACAACUAACACCAUUCCAUUUCCCCCCCGAGAUGCUGCCAUUGUUUUUGGAGCAUCUCUUUUAAGAAUAAUAAAAAAUAAAAAAAACGUUUUUUUUUUUCAUCUGUUUCUGCUCUAUCAGUUAAUAAUUAUAAUAAAAACAAAUUUUAACCUGU
Messenger RNA from Carassius carassius (crucian carp), 3938 nucleotides. RefSeq names its product transcriptional repressor p66-alpha-like. NCBI's taxonomy places the organism in Eukaryota, Metazoa, Chordata, Actinopteri, Cypriniformes, Cyprinidae. Gene Ontology annotation, biological process: negative regulation of transcription by RNA polymerase II. The transcript is spliced from 11 exons. Gene Ontology annotation, cellular component: NuRD complex. Bases 296 to 2215 code for a protein of 639 amino acids. The record is from RefSeq and is a predicted model, not a curated record. Gene Ontology annotation, molecular function: sequence-specific DNA binding.